CAGACAGGUGAAGACAUCAACAAAAAAACACACUCUGGUCUCGUUAUUCAGGUUAAACCAGAUGUGUUAGCAAGUCAACGACGCUUAAAUCGCGCGCCGCUGGCAAGAACAAUUACAUUACUGAGAUUUUUCACACAUUGAAUCAUGAGUAUUUAAGCAGAAAACUGAAGCUGCUUUUCCAGUGUUUAAGGAACUACAUCACAUCUCGGUGACAGAAUGGCUGAACCUGCUGAAUUGCUGCUCAUCAGGGACCAGUAUGAGUCUGCGUUUAAUUCCCUGAGUCGUGGAUUGGCCGCUGAACAGGCAGACAACAGAGCAGAUGCCCUGGUGUUUUACAGAAAAGGCCGAAUGCACCUCACACAGGGGGUGGAUGUUCCCACCGGCGGGGAAAGGCAGCAGGGAGUGGUGUGGGACACAGCCCGGCAGCUCCAGCAAAGGAUGAGGGACACUUUGAGGACUGUCGAUGCCCAUCUUUCUGCCCUGGAAAACUCUCAGCUGACAACAGGAGCCCAGAGGGGCUUACUGUUGAAGGAUCUUCCUCCUAAUCUUUAUCCAGACUUGGCACCCAACAGUCAGCCCCCCAAUAGCUCUACCCACCAUCUGUACCCCACCAUACCUGCCACCACCCAGAACUUAACCCCAACCCCCAAUACGCCCCCUCCCAGACCUCCCUCCCCUGCUGUUCAACACACACACUCACUCCCUGCAGCGGCUCCAGGAUCUACAGCCAUGGAUAACCCAGGGGACCAGCCUCCGGUGUACACGCCGCAGCCCACAAAUGGGCACCGCAGCCUGUCUUAUAGCCCUAACAGAGGCACCCUCGGGUCAGGAAACCAGACUGGAGGAGAUGGACAAGAGCUGCUUUCCAUCCCCUCAGGGGUGCAGCUGUUUUUUGUUGCACCCAAUGGACAGGUCAGCUCGCUCUCUUCUCCAGGCUACCUUCGCAUCAUCACAUUUGACAGCCAGCAAGGGAAUUCCACUGAUGGGAGCUCCACAGCAUUUUUACAUGUGUGCGACUGCCUCUAUCCGCUGACUGCAGACACUCCAGUGCUGCUGGCCAAUUCUGGGAUCUUCAUGUUCCCUGACACCUUGGCAGAGACUCCAGGCUCCUUUGUGGGUUUAGUGUUGUCCUCUGAACUGCCUGCCGCUGACCGAGAGGUCUUUCAAGAUGUCCUGUCGCAGCUUACUGAGCUUAGGAUCCAGGAUCCAGAUGGGAUGGGGUCAGAAGUCGUCAACUUAAGUACGAAAGUCCCUCUUAGUUCCCUUGAAGAGAAAACGGGAUUGGCAGUACAAGCAGCAGAGAAGGACAAACCCCUACUUCCUGGAUGGAGUGAGAAGAUGGCCCAAGGCAUUGCAUCAGGAAGUACAUGGUUGAGUCAGUCUUUUGCAAAAGGAGCAGAGGCCACUGGCAAGGCCAUCCAGAAAGGAGCAGCCAAGAUUCGGGAUCACCUCACACCUGAGGACACUCCUUCAGAGGUCAGCCCUCAUGUCAGCAGAGGUCUGAAUGUGGCCAAACAGGCCACCGGGGGUGCUGUCCGAGUCAGCAAGUUUUUGGUGAAUGGAGUGAGUACAGUGGCAACACAGGUGGCAGAUAAGGUGGUGCCCCAUGUGAAGAAACAUGGUGCAAAGCUGGUCCCAGAGUCUUUGAAAAAACACGAAGAGGGCCGCGCAUCCAACUUGGAUGGAGCCAAGUUUGUAGCAUCCAGCGGUGUACAUGGUUUCUCUACUGUUUGGUCGAGUCUGGAGACAGGAGCAAAGCUUGUUUGCAAAAGUGUUGGAACAGAGACCGUCACAACAGUGAAAUACAAAUUUAGGGGCUUAGAGAAUCUUUUAAACAUGUCCCGCAACAUAUGACUGCACGGGGGAGUAAAGGCAAAGUCUGGUGAACUAACAGUGCUGCUCAACCUUUUGAUGCUCACUAACACUAAAUAAGACAAACGUAAUGCAGCAACAAACAUGCAAGUGUCUUCAUUAAGCAGAGUUGUUUAUUCAUGUAUGUCACACUUAUAUAGUAUGCAUUUCGCAUUCUUUUUUGACUCUGACCUUGUCUAGACAGGCUGCAUAGUGGCUCAUGUUUAAUCUGUGCUAUACAUUCAAUAAUGCACCUUGAAGUAUAUUUUUACACUUUAAGUUUAUUUUCCUUUCUACCUAAAGUAAUUGUGUAUUGGGCUCUGAGUGAUUUGAAAACAAUCGUGACCUACACUCAUUGCUGUGCCUGAACGCCUCCUGUGUAGACACAGAUUGCCUGAGUUGCUGCUUUGCUAACAUACUGCUUGAGCUACGAGUUUUUUGUAAAAGCUGUAAGCUUGUGGUAUGUCUUUCUGGGUCUGUCCAUGUUAAUUGCAGCUGACUGUUGGCUCCUCUUGGGUGGUGAUUCUCUUGCUGUAGCUUUGUAGGCUGUUUUUCGUAGAUUAUUACUAAUAAACUGCUACAAAGUGA
Molecule: messenger RNA, 2439 nt
Organism: Acanthochromis polyacanthus (spiny chromis)
Lineage: Eukaryota; Metazoa; Chordata; Actinopteri; Pomacentridae
Gene: sparta
Product: spartin a
Exons: 8
Coding region: 217-1854 (545 amino acids)
Biological process (GO): cell division; negative regulation of BMP signaling pathway
Cellular component (GO): plasma membrane
Source: RefSeq, a predicted model, not a curated record